AGAAAAAAUAUGUAUUAUGACGAUGAUAGAGAAUUUUUUGCAUCUUCCUCUAAGGAUAUCUUGACCUUGAAAACAUGCUAUACUAGCCCACUUUCCCCUUCAGCCCUUGUAAGCCCCUAUUCCCCACACGUCCAUGCAUCGUUUUUCCUUCUUUCGUUGUAUUCAUCAACUCUACUCCACGCAACAACCCCCUUCUCCUGAAAGCUCACAUUAUAUGUGGCUCACAAACCUGUACCUUUCAGUUUUCACCUUCCCCACACGUCACAGUCACACAAAACACAGACACAUAAAACGUACACGUUACAGGAAUCACUGCACUAUGAAUUUGUGCUGACACUGUCAGUGUCAGGUCAGCUAUAUGGGGUUGUGAUCAGCGACAGCAGGUGUUGUUCCUGUUACGGAAUCUGCAGGCUGGACAGAAAUUAUUCUGUAACUUGUCAGAUGAAUUAAUCGAUUCACGUUAAGUGUGCACCCCAAAACCAUGAUGGACCUUAAUUAUUUUGUUUGGGAGUUGGAGAAGCAGCUACAGAUUCAAACCUCAGAGUCUGCAAUCAUUCCAAAUACUCUUCUAGAUGACGUUGAAAGAGACAAAAUUCUGAAUUACAUUUUCAGCCACUACAAUCAUCUAGACGGAUUUCUCACUGUGCCAGUUGUCCAAUUUUUAGUGGAAAAACUCUGUGAGGAGUUCGAUUUAAGAUUAGUUAGGCAGCAAGACGAAGAGAAUGUGCUGUCUCUCUUGAGUCACAGAUGCGCAUCGCUAAAAAAGCUAACAAUUGGUGCCCCUCCAAACCAGUUCAUCUCACUGACUGUGCCAACUACACUGAAGUCAUUUACCCUGCUUGAGAUUUUUGUCACCCACGACUAUUACCUAAAUGAUCACUCUCUAGAUCAACUGCAAGAAGCAGCCCCAAAUUUAAAGAAGAUUUCCACUAGAUUUGAUGAAGUGACUAUUGGAGGUUUGCAGACGCUUUCUAAAUUUAGGAGCCUCACUCAUUUGGCCAUUUGCAAAACGAAGUCCAUUGGAGGCGAACUCGCAGACGCAGAGUACAUGGCGGAAGUUUUAUGGUCAGCCCCGAAUUUGGAAUUACUUUGCUUGUGCAAUGCUAAAAGAUUCACCCACAUGCUGCACUACUUCAACAUUAAAUUUGGUUGCAAAAGAUUGCUGGAACUGGUCAAGAUUGAAAUUGAAGAUAAGAUUCCAUACCCUGUUACAAAGUUACCAAAUGUCAAAGAAGUCGUCGCUGAACACCCUGCAAAUCUGCAGCAGUUUGAAGCUUUUGACAACAUUGAAAAGCUCUCUUUGAAAACUGCUGUUCCUCUUGAGCCCUUGACUAAACUAGUCGGAUUCAGCAAACGGCUCGCACACCUGGAAUUAAUCUUAGAGCAAGAAUUUUGCUGCCCAGUAGUAUUGCCUUUUGAAGUCUUCAGGUAUUUCAGGGUCCUUGAAUACCUGAAAAUUGAAGGAAAAUGGUACUUUGAACUACCUGACCGCAGAGGAAGUGUGAAAUUGGAGGCCCUCAAAACCUGCAUCAUCAAUGUUGAACAUGAUCUAUUCCCCUUUGCAUUCCUGGCUGUGAUCAUGAAGUCCAAAAAUCUAGUGCGCUUAGAAUACAGCGGAAACCACAGAUCUCACAGUUUUUUUAAGGCUCUCACCAGAGCCACUCGCUCAAAUUGUACCUUAAACAUUGAAAGUGUGAGGCUUCAAAGCUUUGACUCAAGCUCGCAUCAGGACCUGAAUAGCAUGAAGAAGCUCUAUAUCUGUGCACCAAAGCUGCGUUCACUGGAAAUAUUUACACCAGAUAUUUUUCACGCAGAAAAGUUGAGAGAAUACUUUGAAGACCUGACUGGAGGAAAUUCCAAACUGAAGUACAGAGUGUAUCCUUUCAAGUCGCAAGCUAAUGGCCAGUUCUAA
Molecule: messenger RNA, 1912 nt
Organism: Cloeon dipterum
Lineage: Eukaryota; Metazoa; Arthropoda; Insecta; Ephemeroptera; Baetidae
Exons: 5
Coding region: 482-1912 (476 amino acids)
Source: RefSeq, a predicted model, not a curated record